AAAUGUCAGUCAAUAGUUCAUCACGUGUGUUUGAAUAUUCUCAAUGGCAGCUUGGCUUUCUCUAUUUAAAAAGGCUCACCCAUUUGUGGAGCAUCAAAACCUGUGCAGGAACUUUAGUUGUUUUUAUUUUCUGUGAUAAUAAUGGCGUCUUCGAGUGUUGAGGGAGACAAGUAUCGUUCCUUCAUACAUGGAGAAGGGGAAAAGAACACCAAGUGGAGAUAUGGUGCUCCUCCUAACUAUGAUGUUGUCAACAAGCUCUUUGAAGAAGGCAGAACUAAGAUAUGGCCUCCUGGAUCACUUGAAGAAAAAAUCGGGGGAGGUUAUAACUCCUUUAUGCAAACUUCCUUACCGGAGAAGUUAAGAGGCUACAAUCCGGCAGAGGAAACUGUAGAUUCCGCUCAUGUUGCUUUCACAACAGCGUUCCCCAGAGGGUUUGCUCUGGAGGUUCUCCAGGUGUAUUCAGGGCCUCCAGUGAUUGUAUACAAAUUCAGGCACUGGGCAUAUAUGGAAGGUCCUUUCAAAGGGCAUGCCCCAACCGGAGAGCUAGUAGAAGUCUUUGGAAUGUCAAUUCUCCACGUGGAUGAAGACAUGAAGAUCCUGAAAGUAGAGUUCUUCUUAGACCGUGGAGAAUUACUUGGAGGUCUCAUGAAGGGUGCUAUCUUGGGUGGAGGGUCUGAAGAGGUGACUUUGAACUGCCCUUUCUUGAGGAACACUGGAUAGAGAAAAUGCUUUCCAUAGCCAAAAUAGAUUUCAGUACUCAUGCUUGUAUUCCCACCCUGUUGAAAUUUCAGGAUGAAACUCAAGUACCUUUCUUAAGUUUUCUUCCUAAAUAAAUGUAUUUCUGAUGU
Messenger RNA from Rubroshorea leprosula, 848 nucleotides. NCBI's taxonomy places the organism in Eukaryota, Viridiplantae, Streptophyta, Magnoliopsida, Malvales, Dipterocarpaceae. The record is from the annotation of a GenBank genome assembly.